Entrophospora sp. SA101 is the source of this 454-nucleotide messenger RNA. NCBI's taxonomy places the organism in Eukaryota, Fungi, Glomeromycota, Glomeromycetes, Entrophosporales, Entrophosporaceae. The record is from the annotation of a GenBank genome assembly.
AAAAAAUUUCAAUACUGAAUUAAUUGCUUCUAAAAAAGAAAAUGAAAUUUGGUUAAAAACCCCUAAAAUUUUCAUUGAGAAUCAUGUUAAAGAUCCCAUCAAAUGGGAAUCUUUUGGUCCAGAUGAAAAUAAAUUACAUAGAGCAUUAAUCUCUGCUGAAAUAAAUGGAAAAAUUAUUGUUAGUCGUGGCGAUGCAAAAACAAAAAAAGAUUCUUCAAAAUUCGCAUAUUUGAAUUUAUGUUAUUCUAUAGAAUCUAUGGGCUUGAUGAAUUACUUGCUUGAAUUAAAACGAUCUAAUCAAUCAUUGAACUCAAAUUUAUCUGACAUUGAUUCAACAAAACAUGUUAUAGAAUAUUGUGCAAGAUUUGAUCAUGUACCUAAGUUUCAAGUUUUUCAACUCAAUUCUGAUCAAAACAAUAACGAUUCUUGGGGUGUAGAAUUUGUCGAAUCUUGA